CCCUGCGUGCGCCCUUCGCUUACAAACGCGACCCAUAGAAAGGGCCACGCCUUACGAACUUUGCCCAAGCGACACCUGUACCCCUCGCGUUACGCCAAUCUCAUGCGCAAGCCUUCUCGCGCGAGAUAAGCUAUGUGGCGCGCCUGAAUACAUUAGCUUCGAUGCCGUGACUCCGAACCUAUGCUUUGUAAUGACGACUCAUUUGCUGCUUGCAAACUCGUCGCGACCGCGUCACUACAAAAGAAGAGAACGAGAAGAUGAUCGCAUCGCGUAUCACGUUCCGUCUGCCAUUCCAUCCGAACUUUGCAUCGCGUCGCGUAGCAACACCAAAAUCCCGAGCCAACAAGCGCGUAAGAGGACCACGAUAACAUGAUCUCCACAGACUCUACUCCAACACUGGUAGCUGUCGAUGGCACUCGCGCCCUCGCGCUUUACUCUCACGGUCCGGAACCCAGUAGUACACACGAUCCGGUGGUUGUCUUCGUUUCUGGUGUCGCAAGCAGCAGCCUGAAUUGGGCAGCGGUGGUUCGACAGCUUUCGUCUUCGAUGCGCUGCUAUACUUAUGACCGCGCUGGUUAUCGCCACUCCGAUAUUUCCCCACAUCCACCAACAGCUCAAAACAUCGCGCAGGAUCUUCGACACCUUGUCGAGAACGCUCCCAUCACCAAUCCUCUCAUCCUUGUCGGGCAUUCCUGGGCUGGUGUACUCAUCAAUGAGUUCAUCGCCCUCACGGGAAACGGCAACCACAUCGCUGGCCUGGUCCUUGUCGACGCCAAUCAUGAGUCAAUGCCGCAGGUGCUAAACGUCAACGACCCCGAUUUGCAGGUUGUUUCUGAGGGCAUUGACCCAUACAUAGCCAAGGGUCUUGCGGAAGAGCAUAAGAUGACACAGGCCGAAUGGGAUGCGCUUAUGGCCGAUGAAUCGACCGAGAAGUACGCAACAAUCGCGCGCCUGGAGGAUGAGCAGUACGCUGCGAGCUUCGAGACGUUGCGGAGUAAGCGGCUAGAUCAACAGCAGCCGCUGCUUGGCGGAAAGCCAGUAUACGUGAUCGGCGGCAUGCGAAGCAGGGAUUGGAACGGGAUGUAUAAUGCUGGGAUUGCGAGAGGCAAUGGAAGCGAGGACCAGAGGACCAGAGUACGCGCAUUGAUUAGCACAGCCGACGAGAAGAGUGAGAGCAUCCAGAAGAGACAUCUCGAGCUUUCAACGAAGGGCAAGCUGGUAUUUGCGCGUGAGAGUGGCCACUUCGUGCAGAUGACCCAGCCUGAGCUCAUUGUCAAAGGAGUGGAAUGGGUUGUCAAUUGCUUGAACUGUAUGUAGCUAGCAGUGCAUUAUCGAGCGCUUCUCCGUUAAGUAGUGUCGCGCUAUGCUGCUUUGUGCUUACCUUGGAUCGCUUAGCUACAUGCACCUGUAUCUGCGGCCCGCCAUAUCUAGAAAGCCUUGGAGGUUAACCUCAACUCGGGUACGUGGUACAGUGGUUGGUAAGAUCUAUGUACGAACUGCCUGUGUAUCAAAGACUUGCUUCGUACAUGGAACUUCAGGCUUGAAAGUGCAAAGCUUAACAAAGUUUUCAAUAGUUAGUGGUGAACUCCCACAC
Alternaria alternata is the source of this 1594-nucleotide messenger RNA. RefSeq names its product alpha/beta-hydrolase. The transcript has a single exon. Lineage: Eukaryota; Fungi; Ascomycota; Dothideomycetes; Pleosporales; Pleosporaceae. Bases 370 to 1317 code for a protein of 315 amino acids. The record is from RefSeq and is a predicted model, not a curated record.